UUUAUUAUUUUCUUUGUAGUCUAUAAAUACACUAACAUUUGUGACUAAUUUUUAGUGUGCAAAGAGGGGGUUGAACCACUCAAAGCAUAUAGUUAUAGGAAAAGAAAAGCCCAACUAAAAAUGGGUGAAACCAAUGAAAUAAGUUCAGCACCUAUAACCCCAAGGCCUGUCGACGCCGCUUCAAGGCCUCCGGCUGUGGCAGUGCCUCCUGCUCAGUAUCAAUCCGGUGGCAAAGACGCAGCAAACACAAACAAAACACCGAAAUCCUUAACACCGAAAAGCCGGACUCCGCGCUUCAUUACUCCGAUAGGGAGUCCUGUUAGGAGGGCUCUCAGGCUCACAAGGCUUAACCCUCAAGAUGCAUGGCUUCCAAUCACCGAGUCACAAAAUGGUAAUGCUUUCUACGCUGCUUUUCACACUCUAUGCUCUGGAAUUGGAAUCCAAGCCCUUGUGUUCCCCGUUGCCUUCACAUUUCUUGGAUGGACAUGGGGAGUAAUUUGCUUGACAGUGGGAUUCAUAUGGCAACUUUACACCCUAUACUUGCUUGUUCAACUCCAUGAAUCUCCCGAAACUGGCAUACGCUACUGCAGAUAUAUGCAACUUUCAAAUGCAACUUUUGGAUACAAGCUAUCAAAAAUCUUAUCCUCAUUUCCAAUCUUGUAUCUAUCCGGUGGGUCAUGUGUGGCGGCGAUCAUCAUCGGAGGGUCAACAGCGAAGUCCUUCUUCCAGAUUAUAUGUGGGGCCACAUGCACUGCUAAGCCAUUGACAAUGGUAGAAUGGUACUUGGUGUUUACAUGUAUUGCAGUGGUUUUCGCUCAGCUGCCAAACCUGAACUCCAUAGCCGGGAUUUCGCUCAUCGGAGCUAUCACAGCCAUUGGAUAUUGUACGAUCAUAUGGGUGGUUUCCGUGGCAAAGGGGAGGCUUCCUAUGGUAUCAUACAAUCCAGUGAGACACGGCUCCCAAACUGAGCAAGUCUUUGAUAUUCUAAAUGCACUUGGAAUGAUUGCUUUCGCUUUCAGAGGUCACAAUCUCAUUCUUGAGAUUCAGUCCACAAUGCCAUCAAAUGAGAAGCACCCAUCAAGAGUGCCAAUGUGGAGGGGUGUCAAGGGUGCUUAUCUAAUUGUAGCAUUGUGCUUAUACCCUCUUGGAAUUGGAGGCUACUGGGCGUAUGGUCAGAUGAUACCAGAAGGGGGAAUGCUAGCAGCAUUUUUUGGAUUCCAUAGGAAGGACCUCUCGGAGUUCGUUUUAGGACUCACAAGCUUGUUUGUGAUAGUUAAUAGUGUGUGCUCCUUCCAGAUCUACGGUAUGCCAAUGUUUGAUGAUAUAGAGUCCCAGUACACAAGGAGGAUGAAGCAGCCAUGUCCAUGGUGGCUCCGUGCCAUUCUGCGAGUUUUAUUUGGUUUCUCCUGCUUCUUCGUCGCUGUGGCCAUCCCUUUCUUGGGAAGCCUUGGUGGUCUCAUUGGAGGUGUCUCAUUGCCAGUAACUUUGGCUUAUCCAUGUUUCAUGUGGCUCAAGAUUAAGAAGCCAAAGAUUUAUUCUCCAAUUUGGUUCCUCAAUUGGGUGCUUGGAAUUGGUGGAAUGCUUUUAAGUGUGGUUCUGAGUGUUGCUGGAGUUUACGUGAUUAUACAAACUGGUAUCCAUGCCAAUUUCUUCAAGCCUCAGUGAUUGGUAUUUAUGUACAAACAUAUAAUAUGUCAUGGGUAUUGAUUUUAGUUAUGUCCCAAAAUUGUACUAUAUAUUAUAUAUUGGUUGUGUUCAUGGAGUUUUGAUAUAUAUAUAUAUAUAUAUAUUCAUGAAAAAACAAUUUGGUAGUGAA
This is a messenger RNA of Ziziphus jujuba (common jujube), 1816 nucleotides long. RefSeq names its product lysine histidine transporter-like 8. Lineage: Eukaryota; Viridiplantae; Streptophyta; Magnoliopsida; Rosales; Rhamnaceae. Gene Ontology annotation, cellular component: plasma membrane. Bases 121 to 1665 code for a protein of 514 amino acids. The record is from RefSeq and is a predicted model, not a curated record. The transcript has 5 exons.